Molecule: messenger RNA, 2821 nt
Organism: Eptesicus fuscus (big brown bat)
Lineage: Eukaryota; Metazoa; Chordata; Mammalia; Chiroptera; Vespertilionidae
Gene: ATP6V1B2
Product: ATPase H+ transporting V1 subunit B2
Exons: 14
Coding region: 37-1578 (513 amino acids)
Biological process (GO): ATP metabolic process; proton transmembrane transport
Cellular component (GO): proton-transporting V-type ATPase, V1 domain
Molecular function (GO): ATP binding; proton-transporting ATPase activity, rotational mechanism
Source: RefSeq, a predicted model, not a curated record
CACAGCUGCGGGGCCAGUCGGGACGGAGGAGACAAGAUGGCGCUGCGUGUGAUGCGGGGGAUCGUGAACGGGGCCGCACCCGAGCUGCCCGUGCCCACCAGUGGGGCGGGGGCGGGAGCGGGAUCUUGGGAGCAGGCGAUGGCAGCGAGUCGGAACUACCUGUCCCAGCCUCGCCUCACAUACAAGACAGUAUCAGGAGUCAAUGGUCCACUAGUGAUCUUGGAUCAUGUUAAGUUUCCCAGAUAUGCUGAGAUUGUUCACUUGACAUUACCAGAUGGCACGAAGAGAAGUGGGCAAGUUCUAGAAGUUAGUGGUUCCAAAGCAGUGGUUCAGGUAUUUGAAGGGACUUCAGGUAUAGAUGCCAGGAAAACAUCCUGUGAGUUUACUGGGGAUAUUCUCCGAACACCAGUGUCUGAGGAUAUGCUUGGUCGGGUAUUCAAUGGAUCAGGAAAACCGAUCGACAGAGGUCCUGUUGUACUGGCUGAAGACUUCCUUGACAUCAUGGGCCAGCCAAUCAAUCCUCAGUGUCGAAUCUACCCAGAGGAGAUGAUUCAGACCGGCAUCUCGGCCAUAGAUGGCAUGAACAGUAUUGCUAGGGGGCAGAAAAUUCCUAUCUUCUCUGCUGCUGGCUUACCACACAAUGAGAUUGCAGCUCAGAUCUGUCGCCAGGCUGGUUUGGUAAAGAAAUCCAAAGAUGUAGUGGACUACAGUGAGGAAAAUUUUGCAAUUGUAUUUGCUGCUAUGGGUGUAAACAUGGAAACUGCCCGGUUCUUCAAAUCUGACUUUGAAGAAAAUGGCUCCAUGGACAACGUCUGCCUCUUUUUGAACUUGGCUAAUGACCCUACUAUUGAACGAAUUAUCACUCCUCGCUUGGCUCUAACCACAGCUGAAUUUCUGGCCUAUCAGUGUGAGAAACAUGUGUUGGUUAUCCUAACAGACAUGAGUUCUUAUGCUGAAGCACUUCGAGAGGUUUCAGCAGCCAGGGAAGAGGUUCCUGGUCGACGAGGUUUCCCAGGUUACAUGUAUACGGAUUUAGCCACAAUAUAUGAACGUGCUGGUCGAGUGGAAGGUAGAAAUGGCUCGAUUACUCAAAUCCCUAUUCUCACCAUGCCUAAUGAUGAUAUCACUCACCCCAUCCCUGAUUUGACUGGAUAUAUCACAGAGGGGCAGAUCUAUGUGGACAGACAGCUACACAACAGACAGAUUUAUCCACCUAUUAAUGUGCUGCCCUCAUUGUCACGGUUAAUGAAGUCUGCUAUUGGGGAAGGUAUGACCAGGAAGGAUCAUGCUGAUGUGUCUAACCAGCUGUAUGCGUGCUAUGCUAUUGGUAAAGAUGUACAAGCCAUGAAAGCCGUGGUGGGAGAAGAAGCCCUUACCUCAGAUGAUCUUCUUUACUUGGAAUUUCUGCAGAAGUUUGAGAGGAACUUCAUUGCUCAGGGUCCUUAUGAAAACCGCACUGUCUAUGAGACUUUGGACAUUGGCUGGCAGCUGCUCCGAAUUUUCCCCAAAGAAAUGCUGAAGAGAAUCCCUCAGAGCACCCUGAGCGAGUUCUACCCUCGGGACUCCGCAAAGCACUAGCUGCCGUCUCAUCGUUGGCUCAAUACCCUUGUGUAAUACUGGUUCCGUUUAUUGAUUCCUUUCGCACUUGCCCAUCCCCACUUUUGUGUUGGAGUUUACCAUGUUACCCUGUAAUUAAAAACAAAGAAUAGGUGACGUAUUGUGCCAGUGUUGCAAUGUCUUAAACUGCUAACAGACUUUAACAUAUUCCCUGCUCAGAAAACUGGGAUCUUCAAUGCUUUGUUUAAAGUAGCUGCAGGGAUGGAGGCGAAGUUUUCUUACUCAUGUGUAUUUGUAAAUAGUGGGAUAGUUAGUUACCUAAUAAUGUCCUCAUUAUUUGAGUCUCUCAGACCUUCCUUCUCCACCCUCUUGAGAGUAUCACUAUCUGAAGCUAUAAUGCUUUGAUCUCCAAAUCGGGCAGGAUCAGGACUAAAAGAAGCGUCUGCUUAGAAGAGCCCAGAGCUCUCUCCUGAGCAUUUGUGUUUGGAUGGUGGUGUACCUCUAGGUCUGUGCUGCUGUUCUAAGCAGAUGGUUUUUACUGUCCACCUGCGCUUUCCUAUUUAAUGAGUAGAUUAGAAAAGGAGUUGGGACUCCUGUGUGUUCAUGUGCUCUCUCCCUCUGAGUAGCACACAAUCUUGCAGCUUUUGCACAGCUGGCAUCAAUCGGAUAGUAGUGAGAUGCCUUGUCUUGAUCCUUACUGGGUUGUCAUGCAGAGGAAUCAUAAUUAAAAUAACCAGUAUAAUUGUUGCUUGGAAAGAGUUGGAGGUACAGCAAAAAUAAAGAAAAGAAAAACCUACACCCAUGCUACAUUCGGACAUGCUAACAGUGGUGUACUUUUCUAAAGUGUUUGCCAGAAGCUGAGGACACGGUGUGGGAGAAAGCUCUCCUGUGGACAUGUUAAAUAGUUAGAGAACAGCCUUUGGAAAACCCCUAUUUGGUCCUGCUUUCUGACCUAUCUCUGCCUCUUCAGGGUAAUCUUGUGGCACAAGUGAUAGCAUUUAAAAGCUUUAGCCUUUUAACUCCUGCUCCUUCCUGCUGUGAGCCCUGAGCUGUCUUCUAUGCACUCCGCCUUGUCCACUGUGUGGUCUCUGUGUUCUUUGUUAGUUGGGUGCAAUAGCAACUUCUCUGCAUUCCAUCUUUCAAGUUGUGUAAAGUUCACUUUUUUCUCAGAGGAUGUAUGUGGGAGAGUCAGCAUGAUUAUAUUUUAAUGUAGAAAAUGUGACAUCUGGAUAUAAAAUGACAAUAAAUAUUAAAUUAAAUGGAA